Drosophila grimshawi is the source of this 3676-nucleotide messenger RNA. RefSeq names its product protein CLEC16A homolog (gene ema). Bases 306 to 3539 code for a protein of 1077 amino acids. Lineage: Eukaryota; Metazoa; Arthropoda; Insecta; Diptera; Drosophilidae. Gene Ontology annotation, cellular component: late endosome; endolysosome membrane. The record is from RefSeq and is a predicted model, not a curated record. Gene Ontology annotation, biological process: regulation of autophagosome maturation; endosomal transport; endosome to lysosome transport. The transcript has 11 exons.
CUGUUGUCGCUCCAAAAACGCAAGAAGCAGAUUCAUUUACUGAAAAUUGAAAAUAUUUUUUUUCGUUAAAAAAAUUACAAAAUUGAUUUCGUUUCGCUUGGAAGCACGCUAAUUAUUGUGCGCCAUUCGCGACUAGCAGUAUUGCAGUUGCAAUUUGCAGAUCGCUCUAGUGCCAAAUGACCUAUUUGCAAAGUCUUUUGUGCUUCUUUUUAUGACGCUGUAAAUAACAAUUGGCAGACAAAUGCUAUAAUAUAAUUUAGCAUUGAGUGCAUCCAGUUGAAGUUGCGUGUGUUGUGUGUAUAACAAUGUUUCGCAGUCGUAGCUGGUUCGGUGGCCCUUGGGGUGGCCGCCCCAAGAAUCGGUUGUCAUUGGAGCACCUAAAGUACCUGUACAGCAUUUUGGAGAAGAACACAACCGUCUCGGAAAGCAAUCGCGGUCUACUUGUUGAAUCCUUGCGCUGCAUUGCCGAAAUUCUCAUCUGGGGCGAUCAACAUGACACGUUGGUCUUUGAUUUCUUUUUGGAGAAGAAUAUGUUGGCGUACUUUCUCCACAUAAUGCGCCAGAAGAGCGGCGGCUCCAGCUACGUUUGCGUCCAACUGCUGCAGACCCUCAACAUUCUCUUUGAGAACAUCCGGAAAGAGACUUCAUUGUAUUAUUUGCUGAGUAAUAACCAUGUGAAUUCCAUAAUGGUGCACAAGUUUGACUUCUCCGACGAGGAUGUCAUGGGCUAUUACAUACUCUUCCUAAAGACGCUAAGCCUCAAGUUGAAUCCACACACUAUACACUUUUUCUAUAACGAGCACACGAAUGACUUUCCACUCUAUACGGAGGCCAUUAAGUUCUUCAACCAUCCGGAAUCGAUGGUGCGCAUAGCUGUGCGUACAAUCUCUCUGAAUGUCUACAAGGUGCAAAAUGCGAGCAUGUUGCGUUUUAUUAGAGACAAAACGGCGGCGCCUUAUUUCAGCAACUUGGUCUGGUUCAUUGGCAAGCACAUAUUGGAGCUGGACACUUGCGUGCGCACAGAUAUUGACCACCAAUCGAAUCAGAAGCUUUCGAAUUUGGUUGCCGAGCAUCUCGAUCACUUGCACUACUUGAGUGACAUCCUGCUGCUGGACAUUACGGAUCUGAAUGCCGUGCUCACCGAACAUUUGCUGCACAAGCUUUUCGUACCUUUGUAUAUAUUUUCAUUGACGCCGGCGCCACCGCCACCAUCGCUGGCAGUGGUUACCCAAAAUCUGGCGGCUGUGCUGAAUCGCAAUGUGAACAUCGACAUACAGGAGAUGCAUAAUCCGCGUGUCAGCUCAAUUGUGGCGCUCUAUCUGUUGUCUCUGGUAUUUCUGGUUAUCACACAUGCGCCGCUCGUGCAUGCCUUGGCCUGGGUCAUAAUGAAUGGCGAUCACAGCGUGUUCAAAGAGGGCGCUGCCGAGAUACUCAACUCGUAUGUGGAGCAUCGAAAGGUGGUCGUGCCUGGCUUUGGGGAGCCACACGAGAGUCUCGAGCAGACACUGGACACGGUCGUUGGACAUGGCACCGCAAGCUCCAGCGCAGAUGCGGUCAGCGAGGAUAGCGGCGUUGAAUCAACGCCAGCAACAGCAUCAUCGCCCACAAGCAGACAGAACAUUGAAACUGUGGCUGAGGCUGCAGCCAACCGGCUGCGCAACAUAACCGACGAGGAGAAACAGCGGCUGCAGCAGUCGACUUCAACGCCGGCAUUUGCUGAGCCGCAGCUGGCCAAGCCGUUUCUGGACACCGUGCUGCAGUCACUCGACUGCACAGAAAAUGACUAUCUGGCGCUGUUGUCCCUCUGCCUCAUCUACGCCAUGUCCCACAAUCGAGGCAUGAAGAGCGAGUGGUUCGAACAGGUGCUCUCCAAGUCGAUGCGUGGCUCCUUCAGCUACAAGACAUCGCUAAUUGAGCAUUUGCUCAACAUUAUCACCCAAUCCAGUCAACCAUCGUGUCGCAUACGUUUGAUCACCGUUGAGAUUGCCUUGGAGCUGCUGUUGACCUUCACCAAGCCUACGGCGGAUGAGACACAUUGCAUAACCCCAGCGCAGCAGGGAUUGCUCUUCAGUGCACGCAAUCAGUCGAUGGUUGUGUUGCGUAACUUCUACAAAUCGGAGGAUAUAUUCCUCGAUCUGUUCGAGGAUGAGUACAAUGAGAUGCACAAAACCGAGCUGAGAGUGGAGUUUCUGUGCAAUGACUCGACAAUUCUGUUGCCGCCCACGGGCACUCCACUCACCCGCAUCGAUUUCACCCGUCGUCUGCCCUGCGGCGAAGUGGAGAAGGCUCGUCGAGCCAUACGCGUCUACUUCUUGUUGCGUCGCACGUGCCAAAAGUUUUUGAACGAGAAGGAAUCGCUUCUGCCGUUGACGAAUGUCGUCAAUCUGGUACAGGUGGAGAAUGUGCUCGAUCUGAACAACAGCGAUUUGAUUGCCUGUACGGUUGUGUCCAAGGAGAAUGCCAAGCAGCGGCGAUUUCUUGUCAUCGAUGCCCUGCAGCUGAUACUCGUGGAGCCCGAUGCCAAACUGUUGGGUUGGGGCGUUGCCAAAUUUGUCGGAUUUUUGCAAGACGUUGAGGUGCAGGGCGAUAAGGAUGAUUCACGCUGCCUGCACAUCACCGUCCAUCGCGUCGGCGUCACCCACAAUCGGACGCCGUUACUCUCGGCCAAAUUUCUGUUCGACGAUCACAUUCGCUGCAUGGCGGCCAAGCAGCGGCUGACGAAGGGACGGAGCAAGGCGCGCCAGAAGAAAAUGUAUCAGAUCGCCCAGCUUAUUGAGCUGCCCGGCCAGUUGGAUUCGCCACUGUAUCCGGUGGCCGGCACCUCAUCGCAUCCAGCCAAUGUCCGACUGGUUCAAAAGGGCGUCAGUCUAUCGGCGAAUCGGGUGCCCGGCUUUGCAGCCGUACUCCGCAGCAAUAAUACCGCCGGCGUCAGUCGUACUCAGAUGGCGCAAAAUCGAUCGCUCGAAGGCAUACGAAAUGAGAGCGGUAGCCGCUCACGUCGUCGCAGUCCUCAUGCCCCAGGCUCCUCUACUUCACCAUCGUCUCUGAGGCCAAACAGUGCUGCACUGGAUCGGGAUCGGGAUCGCGAUCGUUCGCCAAGUGUGAGCGGUGUCAGCCACAGCUCUUCGCAGUCCAGAGAACACUCACAGGCGCGCAGUUCUGGGAAUCGAUCCCGUGAAAGCAGUCCACGUAUGCCAAGACCUCGGUCGGAGGAAAUCCCUUUAGAGGACUUCCCACACUCACGCAAUAACAGUCCUCACUCGCGCAGCAAUGCGGGUAAUCCCUCACCAUCCUCACGUUCGCAGACGCCCUCUUCUCGGACGCUGCACCUUGAUCAGUUAUCGGUGCACAGUGGUUCGCCGCGGGAACCGUCCUUAAUCGGCACUAAUGCCAUUUUGAGCCAAUUGAAUGGUGGUGUGACCAUAGCUAGAGAAGUGCUGCCGGUCCAGAGCUCGGAGGAGACUUCAUUCAUAGGCAAUGAUGUUGAUGGAGCUGCGGAAAGCAGACGCAAAGGUCGCGGCACCAUUGAAACGGUUUAACUUUAAUUAAAACAAAAAGUUAAGUAUUGCUAUGAUGUUGUCACCUGUACGGGAGAAUUGAAUUGUCGCUACAAUUUUGUUAUUCCAACUAAUGUUAUUUUUAGUUUUCAUUAACAAAUAAUAGUUGAUUUGAUGUA